Molecule: messenger RNA, 1470 nt
Organism: Suillus bovinus
Lineage: Eukaryota; Fungi; Basidiomycota; Agaricomycetes; Boletales; Suillaceae
Product: ZIP-like iron-zinc transporter
Exons: 10
Coding region: 87-1256 (389 amino acids)
Biological process (GO): zinc ion transmembrane transport; intracellular zinc ion homeostasis
Cellular component (GO): membrane
Molecular function (GO): zinc ion transmembrane transporter activity
Source: RefSeq, a predicted model, not a curated record
CGUCGCUUCGGCUUUCGGAAUUAUCCGUUGCCCUGAAAGACUGCCACUCAAUCAACAAUCAUAUUGUUACAUCGUCUUUCAUAGCCAUGGCCGCUCGUUUUGCGUCUCGUGCGUUAGUAAUCGCUCUUUUGUUGUGUUCGGUGUGCAGUGUUGUUGUUGCUCUAGAGAAUUCACAGGAUUCCCUAGUUGUUCGGGAAUCAGAAAUACACGAAUGUCCUUCCGUUGAGAAGCUCACUGCUCUCAAAAUUGCUGUGGAGGAUGAGGAAUCUCCAAUAAUGAGACAAGUAUUUGCGUGGUUGUUCCCGUUUGGUCCGGGUUGGAAUUCAGGCAAGGGGGUGCCAAAUUUUAUUCUUGCAUUUAUUCCCGCGGAGAUCCAUCCAGACACCCUCAAUACGAUGACUGCUUUCGCUACUGGAGGCCUUCUUUCUGACGUUUUUCUCCACCUUGUCCCCCAUGCGUUCAUGGGAGAACAUCAAGAUCCGGGCGCUCACUUCGUAAUGGUCGAAGAGAAGAGGAAUAUCCUCAUCGGGCUAGGUAUUUUUGUUGGAUUUGCUACCUUUUUCGUCAUGGAGAAAUCAUUAAGAGUGCUUGGGGGCGAGGAAGGACACAGCCAUUCGCAUGACCAUUCUCACACCCAUUCUAAAGAUGCUGUCAUAUCUGCAGAUUCUGCGCAAGCAUCUGGAGCAUCAACCUCCUUUUCACCUGAUGGUCUUCGAUUACGAGGUUCGGGGAAACAAAAUGAAGUAGAUCGUCAAGAACACAACGAACAAGCCCAUGCGGCAACGGCACCUUCGAAGCUCUCAGCCUAUCUCAACCUAUUUGGUGAUUUUGUCCACAACAUUGGCUUACCUGCUGGCACCAGCAUGGCCGCAUCCUUCUAUUCUUCCCCCCUCAUCGGAGCGACUACUACGCUUGCAUGCUUUGCCCACGAAAUUCCUCAUGAAAUUGCGGACUAUUCUAUUUUGGUGCGUAGUGGAUUCACCAAAAGGCAAGCUAUGCAAUCGCAGUUCAUAACUGCCAUUGGUGCAUUUGUGAGUACCUACCAUACAUUCAUGGGAAUCGCCAUCCAUAAUUUAUCGGCGUCCGGCACCAUUGCAGAGUCAUUAGACCUUGCCGCAGGGGUGCGGCAAGACGCUUCCGGGAUCUUGGGUACUACUGUUCAACCAGCGGAUCUGGUGAUUGCAAUCACUCUGCGGGAGUUCGGUGCGAUGGCCUUUGGAGUGCUUUGCAUGUUCUUUGUAGCAUGGAACGAAUGAUUGUGCUCGCACGUUUAUUAAUAUGGAGAUUCGGAGGCUGAAUCCCGGCCACAGAACUCAUGUAGAUAUUAAAUAUCACGAAGGUACUACGGCGCACAGAUCGUUUCAAGCUGUGACGAUCAAGCGGAGAUGGUGUAGACAGUCAUACCAUGAAUAUUUUUUUUAUAUACCAUUCUUCUGAUACACGAUGGCAACAAGAAUCUCGGAAGGUUCA